CCCGGACCGUCUCCCUCUCCUGUCUUAGACUCUCUCGUGACCUGGCUUGGCUGCCCGCCUGUAGACUAGUGGGGCGCCUCAUCCGCACACCUGGGUCCCGGCCUAGGGACGUCCCUGGACUUGCUGGAGACGCCCAGCUCUCAAGGUGGUGCCUGAUUCCGAGAGCUUGCAGGACUCAAAAUCAAGCUCAACGUGGAGCCAUGCAGCCAUUGCUGUGAGUUUCUAAGUUUGUGAGGUUGAGCACUUGCGACCUACCGGAGCCACCAUUCCGUAAGAUUGGAAGUGAGUCGCUGGCCACGACCGUACUUGUCACAUUUGGGGCUGCAGCACCCUGAUAGUCUAGUGCCAGUGAAAUUUUGGGGGUGGUGGCGCUGACUGCCUGCCCUACUGCAUUAAUCAGUGAUAUCCAGCACACCUGCCGCAGCGCAGAUGGAAGAUGCUUUAAAACAGAUUUUAGGACCCGAGCAGACCGCUGCUCUGGAUUCAACCAUCCUGGACUACAUUGUCCAAGUCUUACAGGAUGAAACCUUUGAGUUUGGGCCCGGGGGUGAAGAGGCCUAUGAAGCGGUUGGCAGCCUGCUCGUAGAAGGGGGAGGCGUUAAGGAUGACCGAGAAGCACGUACAGUAUGUGGCCAACUAGCGGAGAGGUUUGGAGGCAAUGCGCUCAAGGAGACAGAGGUGCGGCAGCUGGCUGCUCCUGUCACGAUGGCAAUGCCAAAAGAACUAGAAGGGCACACGUUUGGGGCGGCAAAGGGAGCGGAGGUUGAAUUCUCACUGCCGGCGGACAUAACGGCACGCGAUGAGGCAAAGAUGGAGAGGAGGCGGCGAAAAGAGGACAGGCAAAGACAGUUGGAGUAUGAGGCGCAUCAGCGAGAAGCCGAGGAGGCCCUGAAGAGCCUGCCUCCCAUGACGGUGUGGCACAGCUCGGAAACGGAAGGCGGAAGUGGGGGCAGCAGGGAUGUGCGGAUGGAAAACUUCAGCAUAACAGUCGCCGGGAAGGAUCUCAUCAGCGACGCCACCGUCAUAUUGGCCUAUGGCAGGCGAUAUGGGCUCGUUGGACGCAACGGGACUGGGAAGACGACGUUCCUAAAGCACAUGGCGAUGCGAGCUCUUCCUGGGAUCCCCAAGAACUGCCAGAUUCUUCAUGUCGAGCAGGAGGUUGCGGGAGGGACCGACACUGUCCUAGAAUGCGUUCUGGCGUGCGAUGUCGAGAGGUCGCAGCUGUUGAAGGAAGAGGCAGAGCUGCUGGCAGCACAGAAAAAGGACGAUCUUCUGGCAGCCACAUCCAAAGCGGCUGGCGGCCAACCAAGGAAGGCUGGCGGACGGGGAAGCGCAGCGCCAGCAGUCCCGGGCAAGGGGAUCGAGAAGACGCAGAGUGCUAAGGAUACCGAGACAGCGACGCGGCUAGCGGAGAUCUACAAGCGGCUAGAAGCAAUUGAUGCUUACGCUGCGGAGGCACGAGCAGCGUCGAUUCUAGCGGGCCUGGGGUUCACCGCCGAUAUGCAGCAGAAGACGACGAAAGAGUUCUCGGGGGGGUGGAGGAUGCGGGUCGCCCUUGCGCGGGCGCUCUUCAUUGAGCCGCAGCUGCUGUUGCUGGAUGAGCCCACGAACCAUCUGGACCUGCAUGCGGUUUUGUGGCUGGAGGAUUACCUCACCAAAUGGCCCAAAACUCUGGUGGUCGUCUCGCACGCUCGGGAGUUCCUCAACACGGUGGUGACGGACAUCCUGUACCUGCAACACCAGAAGCUGGUGACGUAUAAGGGGGACUACGACACGUUCGAGAAGACAAGGGACGAGCGGCUACGGAACCAAGUCAAGGCAAAGGAGGCGAACGAGCGCACGCGGGCGCACAUCCAGUCGUUUGUGGACAAGUUCCGGUACAACGCGAAGCGGGCGUCGCUGGUGCAGUCGCGCAUCAAGGCGCUGGAGCGCAUCGGGACCGUGGAUGACGUCGUCACGGACCCGGAUUACGUCUUCCAAUUCCCCACGCCCGAGGACCGGCCGCAGCCGCCCAUCAUCAGCUUCGUGGACGCGGCCUUCAAGUACCCGGGCGGGCCGACUUUGUUCAGGAACCUCAACUUCGGCAUCGACCUGGACAGCCGGCUGGCCAUGGUGGGCCCCAACGGCAUCGGCAAGUCGACGCUGCUCAAGCUCAUUUCAGGGGAGCUCGAGCCGACGGAAGGGACGGUGCGAAGAUCGGCCAAGGUGCGCAUGGCGUCGUUCAGCCAGCACCACGUGGACGGCCUGGAUUUGGCGUCGACUCCGCUCGGGUAUUUGAUGAAGCAGUUCCCGGGGGUGCCGGACCAGCGCCUGCGGGCGCACCUCGGAAGUUUCGGCAUCACGGGGCCGCUCGCGCUGCAAACCAUGUACACGCUCUCAGGGGGCCAGAAGAGUCGGGUAGCCUUUGCGAAGAUCACCUUCUCCAGGCCGCAUAUCUUGCUCCUCGACGAACCGUCCAACCAUCUCGAUCUCGAUGCGGUGGAAGCUCUGAUUGCGGGGCUUGCGCUGUUCCAAGGGGGCGUCCUCAUGGUCAGUCACGACCAGCACCUGAUCUCAGGCAGCGUGGACGAGCUGUGGGUUGUGCACGAUGGGACGGCAACCCCGUUCCACGGCACCUUCGAGGAGUAUAAACGGACGCUCGUAGAUAAGCUGUUCUCAAAGAACAAAAAGUGAGGUAACUCGCAAUGUUUCGAGGGGACGGAGGAUGCUGUUUGUAACGCCAUGAGCUUUUGUGGGCUGAAAGCUCGCAAUAACGUUUUUGAAGCACAAAUGGGCACGCCUAUUUUUUGUACUGCAUUGCAAUAUUGUUCGACCUGGGCCGCCACGGGCUGCGGGGUCAGGAAGUUCUGAC
Molecule: messenger RNA, 2851 nt
Organism: Klebsormidium nitens
Lineage: Eukaryota; Viridiplantae; Streptophyta; Klebsormidiophyceae; Klebsormidiales; Klebsormidiaceae
Source: the annotation of a GenBank genome assembly